AGAGAUUGUGAGUUGAGAAAGUGAUUGUGUGGGCUUUCCUUUUUUCAGUGACGACAGGUUUAGGCAGCGUCUAUGAUGAUUGUGUAUGAGGUGUGCUGAGGGAGUACUGACACGCACACACACACACAGCCAGUACCAGAGAGAACACCCAGCAGAUAAGUGAUUCUCAGUGACUUGGAAAAAUCAUGACAAUCGGCAAAAGCUCCAAGAAGCAAAAGGCUCCUCGAGCUCCUCCUUUUCUAGACCGGGCCAGUGGAUUCUAUGGACGUUUAGAUGAAAUAGAAAUAGAGUUCAGGACAGAGGUACAGAUCACAGAGAAACAACCGGCAGCAAAGCCAGUGUUAGGAGAAAUGAACAGCAAAGAGCUUCCAGAUGAAAAGGAGCACUGUGUGUGUGAUUUCAGCGAGGGCAUGAUGGAGGACGACGGGACCACCCUGCUGAAGAGGAAGCCGAGCCGACUGAGCCGGCGCUGGAGCAGGAAAAGCUCAAGGAGGACCAAGACUGAUAAACCAUCACUGGAGACAGACAUCCAGAGCUCUGAAACUCAGUCGGCUUCAGCUAUUGAGUCGAGCUUGGAUGUGAACUUGGUAACUCAGCCUGACAUAGGAUCGGGCAGCAGCGCUCCAGAACCCACGCUCAUCUACUUCUCCAUACAAGAGGAAGCUGAUGAUCAGAAGCUCAUUCCUGAAGGAAAAGAGAGAGAAAAGAUGAUGACGGAGAAGUCGGGAGAAAGAGAAGUGGAGGAGAAAAAAGAUGUAGACAACAUGAAGAUUGUCAAAAGGAAGUCUCUUAGGAAUUAUCACAAGGUUUUGGAUAAAGCACUCAGACGAGGAUGGGAGACCUUUGUUGCAAACUUGUACAGUGUGACCCUCUCUCCUGUCUCCUCCCCUGUGUCCACACCAAGCAAGUCUGAAAUGGACAGGAAAGCUGCGCUGGCAGACUUUAGAUUAUAAUACACCUUUUAGCACAUGGUUUAAAUAUAGAUUAUACAUUUCAGUUGUUAACUGGCUGAAAAUGUGUUCAUGUAGUAAUUAUUGAAAUAUUAUUUUUGUAAGCUGUAUUUAUAUAUGAUUUAUCUCCACCAGAAUAAUCUUAGUUACUAUAGUGUCUAAAAUGGAUCCUGUUUUAGAUGGUUUGUGAUAAAUAACCUGAAAAUGUAAGAUUAACAUCUUGAAAAUGCCCGUGAGGUCGUAGCUGUGGUGCUUAUAUUAAUUGUAUAACUUGGUUUUGUAUCACAGAACAAAAAUCAUCUCACAAAACACAAUGCAAUCAUUUUUAGGACUUGUUAUGAACUUGUUGUGAAACUGACUGAGCUGGGAACAGUAUAAUGGAGGCAGAGGUCUUUGGUGUAAUUUGUCUUUGCUAGUGGUGAACCUGCCAUGACCACGGGACCAACGCUCCAGCACUGGGAGCUCAUACCUUCUUGGCUUUGAAGUCCAUGACUGAGCCAGCUGACUGAGUUAUUUAUACUGAUCAUAAAACCUUUGUAAGGAGUUAAUGAACUUAUUAUAAAUUAGGACUUCAAAAAAAAGAUACAGUCCUUAUUAAAAAUCUUGUUUAAUUAAAUGUUCAUUUUCUGGGAUAUCUGUUACCCACAAGUAAAUUAACUGAUAAUUUACAUAAUGGACUUUAAAAUAUGUAACACAUUUACUUAAAUAAAGGCAUUAAAACCUUGAAA
This is a messenger RNA of Tachysurus vachellii, 1678 nucleotides long. RefSeq lists its product as uncharacterized. The record is from RefSeq and is a predicted model, not a curated record. NCBI's taxonomy places the organism in Eukaryota, Metazoa, Chordata, Actinopteri, Siluriformes, Bagridae. The transcript has 3 exons. The coding region runs from base 186 to 953 and encodes 255 amino acids.